ACGUAAACGUGACAAUGAAAGUGAAGAGGCAGUGUUUUUGCUCCGAAUCCAGUAAUGAUGUAGAAGACGUCAAUCCAAAUACUGCGUUAGUACAACCUGGUGUAUAUCAUCCAAAAAAUAGUAAAAUCAUGCGUUCCAAGAAUAUACGGAGAAAGUAUUUACGGGCAGUGUUCAAAAGUGGAGAGUUCAAUAUUUAUACAAAAAUGACCAAAAAUUUUAAAAUAUUCUCAAAUUAUUUCUUCCUGCUUGUAGAAACUAGAUGGCGAUGGACAUUGUUAAACUUCUUCGUAGCUUAUACAUGUGUGUGGUUAUUGUUUGGUGUUAUUUAUUGGAUCAUUUCUUACAACCACGACGAUUUUAGUGAAAUCCAUCUACCUCAUAACCAAAAUAUUUCAAGUUUUACACCGUGCAUCAACAAUAUUUAUGGCUUCACAUCAGCUUUUUUAUUCAGCAUCGAAAUUCAUACAACUGUUGCUUAUGGUCGAAGAUCUAUCACAUUGGAAUGCCCAGAAACUAUAAUGGCAAUGUGUCUUCAAUGCAUAUUGAGUUCUAUUUUCCAAGCGAUAAUGAUCGGAAUUUUAUUUGCUAAGUUAACGCGACCAAGAGGGAGAACCCAGACUAUUCUCUUUAGCAAACACGCUGUUAUAAAUAUGAGGAAUGAUAAAUUAUGCCUUACAUUUCGAGUUGGUGACAUAAGAAAAUCUAGAAUUUUAAAUAUUGAACCAAAAGCCUAUGUCAUAAGAUUUAAUGCUGGUGAUAGUGAAGUGGAUAAUUUAGAGCAAACCGAACUCAAAGUGGUAGUAGAUGAAUGUGAAUCUACUUUCUUUUUAUGGCCUUCAACAGCUGUUCAUGUGAUAGACGAAAAAAGCCCUCUAUAUAGGUUGUCAGCGGCUGAUUUGCUUUGUUGCAAGUUAGAAAUACUUGUUGUAUUUGAAGGUAUAAUAGAAUCAACCGGUCAACCUGUGCAGGCUCGAUCGAGCUUCACCGAACAUGAUCUUCUCUGGGGUCAUAGAUUUGUGUCUAUGGUGAGUUUCAACUUUGUUAAAAAAAUGUAUGAUGUUGAUUUUUCCAAGUUAUCUGAAGUACAAGCAGUCGAUACUCCUCUGUGUUCCCCGUGUGAAUACAAUGAACUAUUGGCUUUAUUAGAAGACGAUAAGGCUUUGUCAAAUUUUGACUUUUGGUACAAAUAA
Molecule: messenger RNA, 1190 nt
Organism: Bicyclus anynana (squinting bush brown)
Lineage: Eukaryota; Metazoa; Arthropoda; Insecta; Lepidoptera; Nymphalidae
Product: G protein-activated inward rectifier potassium channel 2-like
Exons: 2
Coding region: 15-1190 (391 amino acids)
Biological process (GO): potassium ion import across plasma membrane; regulation of monoatomic ion transmembrane transport
Cellular component (GO): plasma membrane
Molecular function (GO): inward rectifier potassium channel activity
Source: RefSeq, a predicted model, not a curated record